AUGUGCUCGACGUCUCUGCACCCUCCCGUCGGCGUCCACGACCUGCCCGAGGAACUCCUCGCCUGCAUCUUCAGCCACCUCGCACCGAGCGACGGCAGCAUCGACCUCGACACGCUCAAGAGCUGCUCGCUCGCACACUCGACCUUUCGCGAGCCGGCACAGAAGCUCCUGUGGGAGGCGGUCGAGCUCGAGACGGAGGACGACGUGCGGCAGUGGACGGCGACCCGGUCGAGGAGGCGCGCAGCGCCAAAGGAGCUCGCCCUGCACGCGUUCAAGACGCGCAAAGGCCUCGCGCGGCUCCUCGACGGGUGCGACGGCCUGCGGUGGCUCAUGUUUGCGACGCCGAACCGCGACAUGGACCCGGCCGUCCUCGCGCAUCCUUCCCUCCACGACCUGCGCACCCUCAUCGUCCAAGGUUGGCUGCACAAGCCUCAGCCCGCCCUCGUCCUCCCCUUCCGUCUACACACCCUCGUCCUCGCCGACCUGUACCCGGGCUCGCCCAACUUUGCCGCAUGGCUCGACGUCAUCGCCCACUCGUCCCUCCCGUCCAUACGCUCCAUCUCCCUGCCCGCGUGCUCGGCCGCCGCACAUCCCGCCGUCGCCGCCGCGCUCGCACCUUUCGCGCCUCGACUCGAGCACCUCGGCCUCUCGAUCGCGACCCGGGACGACUCGACGCCCUAUACAGCCGUCCUCGACGCGGCGUCGUCGCUCAACUCGCUCGAGUGCACCUCUCUCCCGGCCAUCCUCCUCGCGCACCUCCCCCUCUCGCUCACCGUCCUCGCCACGACCGAGGACGCGCGCUCGAUCCCGGCCGACGCCCUUCGAGACGUCUUCGAGCGCCCCAACUCGAAACUGCAGCGGCUGUACUUUGCGUGCUCGCGGUACGAGUUCCUGAACGAGGUGGAGGGCGGCAGGGCCAUGGUCGAGGCGGCAGGCAGGAGGGCGGUCGACUGGCGGUUUCAGGGCGAGGCCGAGGAGUAGAGCGAUGUGCGCGAGGCGGGACGUACCAGAUGGUCUUCUAUCAGAGCCUGUCGAGCAACCUCUCGAGAAGGCUUUCGACUCAACUCGAGCAGAUCCGCUCCCUGCAUCGACGAGCGCAUUCUCUCCGCCUC
Messenger RNA from Rhodotorula graminis WP1, 1112 nucleotides. RefSeq lists its product as uncharacterized. The transcript is spliced from 2 exons. Lineage: Eukaryota; Fungi; Basidiomycota; Microbotryomycetes; Sporidiobolales; Sporidiobolaceae. Bases 1 to 981 code for a protein of 326 amino acids. The record is from RefSeq and is a predicted model, not a curated record. Gene Ontology annotation, molecular function: protein binding.